AUGGAUUUUAUUCACUACAACCCAUCAGAAGACCCUUAUUUAAAUUACGAUGAGAGUUCAGACGAAAUGGACCUUGAUAAUUUGGCAUUUCAACAUGAAGAAAUUGAAAAGUUCGUUUACAUAAACACAGUAAUUGUCGUAGAUCGUUACUGUACAAUGGUUUUGGCACCUAUUAUUCUUGAUACUGUCUUUAAGAGUUCAAUGUCGAAAUGGUUAAUAUGUUUUCAUUGUUAUAAAGCUCUGUCAAAACGAAGUGGUCUUCCUAAGGAAUCACCCAAAGGAGACCGUUUCCAACCUUCGUUUAAAACAUUCCCAAAGGAAUGUUCCCAGGCUCUGUCAAAACGAAGUGGUCUUCCUAAGGAAUCACCCAAAGGAGACCGUUUCCAACCUUCGUUUAAAACAUUCCCAAAGGAAUGUUCCCAGGCUCUGUCAAAACGAAGUGGUCUUCCUAAGGAAUCACCCAAAGGAGACCGUUUCCAACCUUCGUUUAAAACAUUCCCAAAGGAAUGUUCCCAGGUCGCUAUGCACUGGAACAGCUGGUAG
Cokeromyces recurvatus is the source of this 543-nucleotide messenger RNA. RefSeq lists its product as uncharacterized. The record is from RefSeq and is a predicted model, not a curated record. NCBI's taxonomy places the organism in Eukaryota, Fungi, Mucoromycota, Mucoromycetes, Mucorales, Mucoraceae. The coding region runs from base 1 to 543 and encodes 180 amino acids. The transcript has 4 exons.